Molecule: messenger RNA, 1760 nt
Organism: Amborella trichopoda
Lineage: Eukaryota; Viridiplantae; Streptophyta; Magnoliopsida; Amborellales; Amborellaceae
Product: putative pectinesterase 14
Biological process (GO): cell wall modification; pectin catabolic process
Molecular function (GO): pectinesterase activity
Source: RefSeq, a predicted model, not a curated record
ACCAUCCCCUCAUCCUAAUAAACUCACCCUCUAAUGGAUACCACCACCAAGUGCACAAGAACCCUUUUCUUUUGGUUCUUUUCAGUCUCUAUAGCUCUCAUCUCCAUUCUCCUCACCAACCCUUCUCUCUCUUCUUCUUCCUCCCCCUUUGAGAAUACUACUGGUUGGAGAUAUUUAAGAGCUAAUGGAAAUCUCUUAUCCUUGGGCAGCCACAUUUUUGGGGUGGACUUCUCCUCUAUGUUUGAAGAAGCCAUGAGAGUUAUCAGAGGCCACCAUCACAGGAAGAGAAAAAAGAAUCUUUGCGAUGAAAUGAAAUGGCCACCGAGGUUCAUGUCUGAUGCGAAUGCAUCAAUGGUAUUAGCUGUUGAUCUCAAUGGUUGUGGCAAUUUCACUUCUGUGCAGAAAGCUGUGGAUGCCGUUCCGGACAACUCCUUGACGAGGAGCAUCAUAUUGAUCGCUCCCGGUGUCUACAGAGAGAAGGUGGUCGUGAACGAAAGCAAAGUGAAUGUUACAUUUCAAGGAGUAGGGUGUGUUAGCACGUGUAUUGCAUGGAAUGACACUGCCAAUUCCACGCAUGGGACAGUCUACAGCGCCACUGUCUCCAUCUUCGCCCCAAAUUUUAUUGCUUACAACAUCAGCUUCCAGAAUACAGCCCCAGCGGCAUCUCCAGGGGAUGUUGGAGGACAAGCAGUGGCAGUGAGGGUGGCAGGAGAUAGAGCAGCUUUCUAUGGUUGUGGGUUUUAUGGUGCUCAGGACACCCUUCAUGAUGACCGUGGACGCCAUUAUUUCAAAGAAUGUUUCAUCCAAGGCUCUAUUGACUUCAUUUUCGGCAAUGCCAAAUCACUUUACGAGGAAUGCACAUUAAACUCAAUAGCCAAAGAGGUACCAAGCGGUCUGCAGAUGAUCACAGGGGCGAUCACAGCUCAUGGAAGGCAGUCGGUAAAUGAAAAUUCUGGCUUCUCUUUUGUAAAUUGUAGCAUAAAAGGAUCAGGGAGGGUGUGGCUAGGGAGAGCAUGGGGCCCUUACUCUUCAGUGGUCUUCUCUAGGACAUAUAUGUCUGCAAGCAUCUCAUCUGACGGAUGGAACAACUGGAACGACCCUGCGAGAGAUCAGACUGUGUUUUAUGGGGAAUUCGAAUGCAUGGGUCCAGGAUCGAAUCGAACACUGAGAGCCUCUUACUCAAGAGAGCUGUCCCCAACUGAAGCAGCUCCAUUCAUGGACAUAUCUUACAUUGAUGGGAAAGAGUGGCUUGUUCCCCCACAGCAAGGGGGCAGUUCAUCUAGACCAAAGCAUCAUAAUCAUCAUAGACACAAAGGGCAUAAUGGGCUCAUACAAACAUACUAGCAUGAGACAGUGAUUUUUAACACAUCUUAGGGCACAAGAGAAAAAAACCUCAAUAUAACUUAUAAAUUAGUCCCAUUUAUUACAUUUUGGGAGCAUUAAAUUUUCCAUAGACUAUGGGGUCGGGACAGUGACAAACCCUAAAUAAUCUUUUCUUUUUGUAGGUACAAAAGUAGGGAUCUCUUAUUCAAGCAUGUGAAGCCCUCAAAUAGAAAAACACACUAUUGAUUGGUUGAUUAUAUACAACAAUAGUCCUUAAAAAGUUCAUGUUUUCAUGAUUUUCAAUUUGAUGUGGGAAAAAAUGUUUGCUUCUAGAAGUUAAAUGUCAUCCACAAAAAGUGGUUUUAUGAUUAUUAGAAUUAGUAAAUACAGAUGCUUUUAUGAGACUUGGGACAAAAGCAAUAAAAUGAUUCAAAGGC